This is a messenger RNA of Adineta steineri, 792 nucleotides long. Lineage: Eukaryota; Metazoa; Rotifera; Eurotatoria; Adinetida; Adinetidae. The record is from the annotation of a GenBank genome assembly.
AUGGUGAGAAAAACAAUUAUUGUCACCGGUGCUUACGGUGGUAUAGGAAGAGCAAUAUGUGAGAUUUUAGCAAAAGAUCAUAAUAAUCAAAUAAUAUUAACUGGUCGAAAUCAACGAGAUUUACAAACAACAGUUGAACAUAUUCAAUCAACAACAAAGAAUCCAUCAAUACAAGCAUAUGUUGUUGAUUUUUCAUCAAAAGAUUCGAUUGAAAAAUUUGCAUCGCAAUUAAAUGAUCAACCAGUUGAUGUAUUAAUUAAUAAUCAUGCAACAGGACCUAAAAAACGUGAAGUUAAUCAAAAUGGAAUUGAAUUACAAUUUGCAACAAAUGUUUUAGGAUAUAUUUGGAUGAUAAAUUCAUUGGAAAAAAAUCUUAAGAAAUGUUCACCACAUGCACGUAUUGUUAAUGUUGCAAGUUAUUGGGCAGGUGGUCUUGAUAUAGAUGAUCUUGAAUUUAAAAAACGUUCGUAUACAACCGAUGCUGCUUAUCGACAAGCUAAACAAGCAAAUCGAAUGUUAACAUUAGCAUAUGCAGAAAAAUUUAAAAAUGAUGGAAUAACGGUUAAUGUUUGUCAUCCAGGUGAUUCAAAUACAAAAUUAAGUAAUUCAAUGGGUUUUGGUGGUCAUGAAACACCUGAAGAAAGUGCAAAAACACCAGUUUAUUUAGCUAUAUCUAAUGAUGUUGCGAAUAUAACAGGAAAAUAUUUUCGAGAUUGUCAUGUAGAAGAUGAUUCGUUCAUGAAAGAUAAAGAUUUAAUUAAAAAACUAUAUAAUAUAUGUCAACAAUAUUAA